CUAAGCUUUACUGAGGUCAAAAUGCGUGAGUGCAUCUCAAUUCACGUUGGCCAAGCAGGUGUGCAGAUUGGAAAUGCAUGCUGGGAACUCUACUGCCUCGAGCAUGGCAUUCAACCUGACGGUCAAAUGCCCAGUGAUAAGAGCAUUGGUGGCGGAGAUGAUUCGUUCAACACAUUUUUCAGUGAGACUGGGGCGGGAAAACACGUCCCUCGGGCGGUCUUUGUUGACUUGGAGCCAACGGUUGUUGAUGAGGUACGUACCGGUACCUACAGGCAACUAUUCCACCCGGAACAACUAAUCACUGGGAAAGAAGAUGCCGCGAAUAAUUAUGCCCGUGGGCACUAUACCAUUGGUAAGGAGAUUGUGGACUUGGUCCUGGAUCGCAUUCGCAAACUUGCCGAUCAGUGCACCGGUCUACAAGGUUUCCUACUCUUCCACUCUUUCGGUGGUGGUACUGGGUCUGGAUUCACCUCACUACUGAUGGAACGCUUGAGUGUGGACUACGGGAAAAAAUCCAAGCUGGAGUUUGCCAUUUACCCGGCCCCACAGAUCUCUACCGCGGUCGUGGAACCUUACAAUUCCAUUCUGACAACCCACACAACUUUGGAACAUUCGGACUGCGCUUUUAUGGUGGACAACGAAGCUAUCUACGAUAUCUGUCGACGUAACCUGGACAUUGAACGUCCGACCUACACCAAUUUAAAUCGUCUUAUUGGCCAGAUUGUCAGCUCAAUCACUGCCUCACUACGCUUUGAUGGUGCUCUGAACGUGGAUCUGACGGAAUUCCAAACUAAUCUCGUGCCGUACCCACGUAUUCACUUCCCAUUGGCUACUUAUGCACCAGUUAUUUCAGCAGAGAAGGCUUACCACGAGCAGCUCACCGUAGCUGAGAUCACAAACGCGUGCUUUGAACCAGCCAAUCAGAUGGUGAAAUGUGACCCACGCCAUGGUAAAUACAUGGCCUGUUGUAUGUUGUAUCGCGGUGAUGUCGUACCGAAGGACGUGAACGCUGCUAUUGCGACUAUCAAAACAAAGAGAACUAUUCAGUUCGUCGACUGGUGCCCAACUGGCUUCAAAGUAGGCAUCAACUACCAGCCGCCAACUGUCGUUCCUGGAGGUGAUUUGGCCAAGGUCCAAAGGGCCGUUUGCAUGUUGAGCAACACAACAGCGAUUGCAGAGGCUUGGGCACGUCUCGACCAUAAGUUUGAUCUGAUGUAUGCAAAACGUGCCUUCGUUCACUGGUACGUCGGUGAAGGUAUGGAAGAGGGUGAGUUCUCCGAAGCUCGUGAAGAUUUGGCGGCUUUGGAGAAGGAUUACGAAGAAGUUGGCGUAGACAGCGUAGAGGAGGAAGGUGAGGAGGAGGGAGAAGAAUACUAAAAAUAUAUAUGCAUCCAAUAUAUGUCACUCUCAACUUACCUAUGUUUCCACGUUAAAGAAUACAAGCUUAGAAUCAGUGA
Molecule: messenger RNA, 1457 nt
Organism: Opisthorchis viverrini
Lineage: Eukaryota; Metazoa; Platyhelminthes; Trematoda; Opisthorchiida; Opisthorchiidae
Exons: 4
Coding region: 22-1377 (451 amino acids)
Biological process (GO): mitotic cell cycle; microtubule cytoskeleton organization
Cellular component (GO): microtubule; cytoplasm
Molecular function (GO): GTP binding; structural constituent of cytoskeleton
Source: RefSeq, a predicted model, not a curated record